AGUAAAUGGACCGCAUUGUUAAAUCAGUUCUUUAUUUAGCUGGGUUUGGUGGUCUUGGCUACUCAUUACUAACAUUCUGCAACCCAAGCUCUAAUAAAGAUUUAACACAAUAUAAAAACUACCCAGGCUUUGAGAAGAACCCAGUGGAGCGUGUUAAGGAGAAGCAGAGAUUCGUCAAUAUAAUACAAUCAGCAAGUGAAUCAGAGGAACCAGUUUAUAUGUCAAAGGAUCAGUUCAAGAAGCUAUGUCAGAAAUAACCAUGCAGGACAAGUUGGAUUUCUUAAACAAACGUGAAACUGAGCGUAAAUUGAAAUCCAAGCAAAAUGAAAAGGGGUCAGUGGAAAACGAGAAAGUUGAUUACUUUGAAAAAGUAGUUGCUGAGAAAAAAUCCGAAAUUAAGGAGCUAAUAGAACAAUCCUCACAAAUAGCACAAAAAGAUAAACUGGCAGAGCAUUUUAAUAAGAUUUCUAAUAAUAUACUAACAUUGCAAAAAUACAUUGCUUCAAAUAAUUUGUUCCUUAGAACUUAUGAUAUUAAGGUUUAUCAAGAAAGCAUCACAUCUUUAAGUAAUGAAGUUAAGGAGUUGGAAGAUAAAUUAUUACCUAAGAAGAGAUUUAAUUUCAAAAAGAGAUCAGAUGUGGUUAAAGCCAGCAAUGUGACACAGGUGCAGCCUGUUAAAUUGGACAAGGUAGAUAUUGAUGUUGGUGAUUGUGGUUUCAAGGACUUAAAUGAUCAGGAACUCAAUUUGAAUCGAGAAGAAGUUUUCAAGAAGGAUGUUGCUUUAGCAAAUCUUGAAAAUUGCACAGUUAAGAUCUAUGGUACACCAUCCACUUUGCAUUUAUCAAACAUCAAGAAUUGCAAGAUUUAUUCUGGACCUGUUUCCACCUCUAUUUUCGCUGAUGGAUGUAUCGAAUCUACCUUGGUUAUAAGUUGCCAGCAGUUAAGAUUGCAUAGUUCUAAGUCUGUUAAUAUAUAUCUGCAUGUUACUAGUCGCGCUAUCAUGGAGGACUGUACUCACAUCAAUGUGGCUCCAUACAAUUUGGAAUACGAUAAACUUGCUGAGGAUUUCGAAAGGGCUGGCUUGGAUCGUAAUGUAAACAACUGGUUAAGCGUAGACGAUUUUAAUUGGUUAAAUGUUGCAAAGGAUUCUCCCAAUUGGAAUCAAAUGGAAGAAGCUGAUAGGGUUCCUAGUUUUUUUAUUUGAGUCUCUUACAUAAUACUAUAAAAGCUUUUUAAAAUGUA
Nicrophorus vespilloides is the source of this 1242-nucleotide messenger RNA. RefSeq names its product tubulin-specific chaperone C (gene TBCC). Gene Ontology annotation, cellular component: cytoplasm. The transcript is spliced from 2 exons. Gene Ontology annotation, biological process: post-chaperonin tubulin folding pathway; tubulin complex assembly. Gene Ontology annotation, molecular function: tubulin binding. NCBI's taxonomy places the organism in Eukaryota, Metazoa, Arthropoda, Insecta, Coleoptera, Silphidae. Bases 245 to 1204 code for a protein of 319 amino acids. The record is from RefSeq and is a predicted model, not a curated record.